AUGCGGAAGCCCGGGCGUAUCGUUGCGUUCCUCGCGCUCCUCUUUGCCGUGGCUGCACUCCACAGCAUCGCCAUGGCCUUCGUUUCAGGGAGAGGACAACAGAGCAGCUCGGUGCGCUUGGAGCUCUCCCAGCGUGCGGCUGAACGCCCAGGUGGCCCAGGUCAAGAAUCCGGCCAGGAUCUGGAGCUCGUGCAGCAAGAGGAACUUGAUGGCGCCACCGUGUCCGUGCUGUUCUUCGUGGUAGCGGGAGCUAUAGUCCUGUGCUGCCUGCAGGGAGAGGUGAACUCUGGUGUCCUGGGAAAUCCGACAAGUGCGUACUACUGA
This is a messenger RNA of Symbiodinium sp. CCMP2592, 324 nucleotides long. NCBI's taxonomy places the organism in Eukaryota, Dinophyceae, Suessiales, Symbiodiniaceae. The record is from the annotation of a GenBank genome assembly.